UAUAAACAAUAAAACUGCAAUUGGUUUUAUUUAUAUUUUAAUAAUAAUUUGUUUUUAUUUCUGCACAAGAAAGCUCUGCUCUCAUUUGAACACGACGCUGUUUGCCAUUUUCGGAAACCUUUCUUCAACCCAGCUCGCUCGACAUUAUCCAGUUUGCGACGGCCAACGAUUUUUUCCGAUGGAUACAACAGACGGAAGGCGCAGAAUUUCAGUUGGUCCAACCGAGAUUAAUUGGGACAAGCUUGAUAAAAUGAAGUUCUACUCAGUCGGAGCUGGAAUAUUCACCGGAAUUACAGUGGCGCUCUAUCCAAUUUCAGUAGUGAAGACAAGGCUGCAAGUAGCUUCACACGAUGUUGUAGAGAGAAACGCGUUUUCUGUUGUAAAGGGCUUGUUAAAAGCAGAUGGGAUUUCUGGAUUAUAUAAAGGUUUUGGAACCGUAAUUAUCGGAGCAGUACCUGCAAGAAUUAUAUUCCUCACUGCAUUAGAGACAACGAAAAUUGCUGCUUUCAAGAUGUUGGAACCUUUGAAAUUAUCGGAGCCUUCACAGGCAGCUAUAGCAAACGGAGUUGCUGGCAUGCUGGGGUCUCUUUGCUCACAAGCUGUAUUUGUUCCCAUUGAUGUGGUUAGUCAAAGGUUGAUGGUGCAAGGGUAUUCUGGGCAUGCGGCUUAUAGUGGAGGAAGAGAUGUGGUUCGUAAUAUCAUUAAGUCUGACGGUAUUCGAGGAUUGUAUAGGGGAUUUGGGCUGUCAGUUAUGACAUAUUCACCUUCGAGUGCUGUUUGGUGGGCGAGUUAUGGUUCCAGUCAACGCGUAAUUUGGAGACUCCUAGAUCGAGAUGGGACAGCUUCAGACAAAGGGAAUGUUGUGCUGGUUCAAGCGGCUGGAGGGAUUAUUGCCGGUGCUACAGCAUCAUGCAUCACAACCCCAUUGGAUACCGUAAAAACUCGUCUGCAGGUGAUGGGGCAUGGAAAACGACCCAGUGCAAGGCAAGUGGUUACGAAACUUAUCGCUGAUGAAGGAUGGACUGGACUUUAUAGAGGCCUUGGCCCUCGUUUCGUCAGCACAUCUGCAUGGGGAACUUCUAUGAUUCUUGCUUACGAAUAUCUAAGUCAGUUCUUUUUUAUUUUUCACUCGAUCUUUUUUUCUGUCACUAAUCUUUACUAUUCUUGAUCUCUAAUAUCUAAUAUUCAGUGCUUGAUUGAUUAGCUUUACAUGUUACUAUAAUUUGUGGCGCUCUUUAAUUUGAACAUUGAAGAUUUUUCUUCGACUGUUUUCAUGUACUUUGGCAGGCUGAAUUUUGUUCCUAGUUUUAGUUCAUGGUACUAAUUUUUUUCCCCUACCGAAUAUGCAGAGCGCCUAUGUCAAACAGAGGAAUAAACUUGGCAACAAUGGCGAAUUGAGAUUGUAUAUUUUGGUAGGUGACGAGAUUUAUCUUAGAGCAAUCCAUUACAGAAAUAAUACAGUACUGCUAGAAACUGUUCGCUUUGCAUGCGAACACGAUAACAGGAAAACCGACCGUUUGUUUACGGGUUCGGAAAAAAAUCAGCGUAAUUGGCAGUUGAAUAACUCUGCCUAUUUACGAUAAAUAUUGUUGCCAUAAUUCUUUUUCGGUGGAUCGAUAUAUUCAUUCUUUAGUUUCGAACAAUCGAAAAAUGUUAAUGGAUUUAGUUUGUUUAUGUGAUAGAGAACCCAUUUCUC
Messenger RNA from Erythranthe guttata (spotted monkey flower), 1696 nucleotides. Lineage: Eukaryota; Viridiplantae; Streptophyta; Magnoliopsida; Lamiales; Phrymaceae. The record is from RefSeq and is a predicted model, not a curated record.